GGCGCCGUAAUGCGGCGGACCGGCGUACCUCCCUGAACAAGUGUCCCCCGCGCCGGCAGUGGCUUGUUCCGUUGCUGGGUGCUGCCGGCGCGAUGUCGGGCUUCAGCCCGGAGCUGAUCGAUUACCUGGAGGGUAAGAUCUCCUUCGAGGAGUUCGAGCGGCGGCGAGAGGAGCGCAAGAGCCGCGAGAAGGAUGGUGAAAGUGCGUCUGCUGAGGAAAAUGCCGAAGAUGUAGAGGCUCCGUCUUCAUCCAGAAAAGCAUCCGGGAAAUCCCAAAGCCAUGAUGAAACUGACGGAGAAACUUCAGAUGGUGUCAGUAAAUCUGUUCAUCGGGUCUUUGCAUCCAUGCUUGGGGAAAAUGAAGAGGAGGAGGAGGAUGAAGAGGAAGAGGAAGAAGAAGAAGAGGAAGAAGAAACUACUGAGCAACCCACAGCUGGAGAUGUUUUUGUGUUGGAGAUGGUACUUAAUCGAGAGACCAAGAAAAUGAUGAAAGAGAAAAGACCUCGCAGCAAACUUCCUCGUGCCUUGAGGGGUCUGAUGGGAGAGGCCAAUAUCAGGUUUGCUCGAGGAGAACGCGAGGAGGCUAUUCUAAUGUGCAUGGAGAUCAUUCGGCAAGCUCCUCUUGCCCAUGAGCCAUUUUCCACUCUUGCCAUGAUCUAUGAAGACCAGGGUGACAUGGAGAAAUCAUUACAGUUUGAACUGAUUGCAGCUCACUUAAAUCCUAGUGAUACUGAGGAAUGGGUUAGACUAGCAGAAAUGUCACUGGAACAGGACAAUAUUAAACAGGCUGUUUUCUGCUACACAAAAGCUCUGAAAUACGACCCAACCAACGUGCGUUAUCUAUGGGAGAGAUCAAGCCUGUAUGAACAGUUGGGGGAACAUAAGAUGGCUAUGGAUGGCUACAGGCGUAUUUUGAAUCUCCUGUCUCCCUCUGAUGGAGAGCGCUUCAUGCAGUUGGCUAGAGACAUGGCAAAGAGUUAUUAUGAAGCCAAUGAUGUGACCUCUGCUAUUGAGAUAAUAGAAGAAGCCUUUACUAAACACCAGAGCCUUGUCUCCAUGGAAGAUGUUAACAUCGCAGCUGAACUAUAUAUUUCUUCCAAACAGUAUGACAAAGCAUUGGCGGUUAUUACAGAUUUUGCAGGAAUUGUACUUGAAAAGAAAGUAUCAGAAAAAAGUCCAACUGAGGAGAAAAAAGAUACAGGGGCGGUGGAAGAAACUCAGGAAAGCCAGGAGGCGGUGGCUGGUGACCAAAGUCAUCCAGUUGCUGAAUCCAGUGCUGCAGCUGUGGAGAAGGUCAGCUGCUGCAUACCUGAAAGCGUUCCCAUAGACAUCACGGUCAAGCUGAUGGUGUGCCUGGUUCACUUGAACAUCCUAGAGCCACUCAAUCCUCUUUUGACCACUCUGGUGGAACAAAAUCCAGAAGAAAUGGGUGACUUGUAUUUGGACGUUGCAGAGGCAUUUCUGGAUGUUGGAGAAUACAACUCAGCGCUGCCUCUCUUGAGUUCCCUUGUCUGUUCAGAACGAUACAACUUGGCUGUUGUCUGGCUUCGGCAUGCAGAGUGCUUGAAGGCUUUGGGACACAUGGAGCGUGCUGCAGAGAGCUAUGCCAAAGUUGUUGAUCUUGCUCCGUUGCAUCUGGAUGCCAGAAUCUCACUUUCAACACUUCAACAGCAGCUGGGCCGACCUGAAAAAGCUCUGGAGGCUCUGGAACCAAUGUAUGAUCCGGAUACGCUGGCUCAGGAUGCUAACGCUGCCCAACAGGAAUUAAAGCUACUCCUCCAUCGUUCAACACUGUUGUAUUCCCAAGGCAAGAUGUAUGGUUACAUAGACACGUUACUUACAAUGCUGGCAAUGCUGUUGAAGGUAGCCAUGAGCAGAGCUCAGGUGUGUUUGAUAUCUAGUUCCAAAUCUGGAGAGAGACACCUCUAUCUUAUUAAGGUGUCAAGGGAUAAAAUUUCUGACAAUGAUGACCAAGAGACGGCAAAUUGCGAUGCGAAAGCAAUUUUUGCUGUUCUCACGAGUGUUCUAACAAAAGAUGACUGGUGGAACCUCCUCCUGAAGGCUAUAUAUUCCUUGUGUGACCUCUCCCGCUACAAGGAGGCAGAGCUACUAGUGGAUUCCUCAUUGGAAUAUUAUUCAUUUUAUGACGAUAGACAAAAGCGCAAGGAGCUGGAAUACUUUGGGCUCUCUGCUGCAAUUCUGGACAAGAACUUCCGAAAAGCAUACAACUAUAUCAGAAUCAUGGUAAUGGAAAAUGUCAAUAAACCCCAGCUAUGGAACAUAUUCAAUCAAGUUACUAUGCAAUCUCAGGAUGUCCGUCACCAUCGCUUUUGUCUCCGCUUAAUGCUGAAAAAUCCUGAUAAUCACGCCUUGUGUGUCCUAAACGGGCAUAAUGCAUUUGUAUCUGGCAGUUUCAAGCACGCUCUUGGACAGUACGUGCAAGCCUUUCGUGCAAACCCAGAUGAACCUCUGUACAGUCUUUGUAUUGGCUUGACUUUCAUCCACAUGGCUUCUCAGAAGUAUGUGUUGAAAAGGCACGCUCUUCUAGUACAGGGAUUCUCCUUCCUUCACCGGUACUUGGACCUGCGCGGACCAUGUCAAGAGUCUUUCUACAACCUUGGCCGUGGCCUUCACCAGCUGGGAUUACUGCACCUGGCAAUCCACUAUUACCAAAAAGUACUCGAGCUUCCUCCUCUCACCUUAGAGGGAAUAGAAACGGAUCAGACAGACUUGAGAAGAGAUACUGCCUUUAACUUGUCGCUUAUUUAUCAGAGCAGUGGAAAUACAAGAAUGGCUCAAAAGAUGUUGUAUACCUACGCGGUUGUAUGAUGAGGUUUGUGGCAGGUGGAAUUGAUACUCUUUGUAUUAACCUUUGCGUUAUGCAAUGCUGGGGAAAACGGUUUUAUGUGCAACUUUUUGUAGAGAUGGUCAGAGACGGGAUUGUGGCAUGUAUAUGGAAUUCUUCUACUUCUGACAUUUGAACUGUAUCGUGGCAUAUGGAUGGAAACUGGUCAGAGUAUAACGCUGACGUGCUCAGGUGUGUCUGUUACUUAGCUCUUCUCCUUCAAUGCAUUGCUCUGUUUAAUUAUCCAGCCUGAAAUCAGAAAAAGUAAAGCCUGCCUGAGGCAGACACCCAAUCUGAAUGGAAAAGGUGUUGGGCAAGGCAGAGCCGCUCUCAUCUGAGCAUUACACCUUAUAACUGGAAGUUCUUGUAUAUAGACUCAAACAGCAACAGCUGAAGCCCGGUGCGGUUUGUAGGGUUUGGGUUUUUUUUGUUUUGUUUUUUUUUAAGGAAAAUCUACAACGUGCAAUAGUUCAACUAGUUACCAGUGAGGUUGUUCAAGGAGCCGUAUUCACUGGUGAUGAGGGUUAUUUAAUGUGCAGCAUUAAAUUACUAUAAUAUAGAAGAAAUGGGCUCAUACUAAUCCCUAGAGGAUGGAGAACUCAGUAUUUCAAGAUCUUUAAAGUAUUCAGAAUUUUCUAGGAGUUCGUAUUCCUUGUGGCUGUUGAAGAUGGUUUAUUUCAGUUUUACUGAAAUCAGUGUGACCUUUGUUCAUCUUCUGAACUUUGUAAUAAAAAAUGAGGUUAAUGAUAAUGUUUACUCAUUCUCAGCAAACAUACAGCCUACUGAAUAGCUUAUAACAAAAAUUAAUACAAUAAUACCGGUACAGUUUAUUAUUUAACAUAUCUUGCAAAUGGUCUCGGGUUUUAAUUAUUUCUGACAGUUGAACAGUAGCAAGUGAUGGUGGAAGCAUGCUGCUUCCAGCCCAGAAAGAGAAGUGGGAUGUAACCCUUUAUCAUAAAUAAAAAGAAUAUAUAGUUAUAUAUAGAGAGAGAAAUGGAUAUAUAUUAGGCACUACAGCAAAAUAUGGCUGAAAAAACAUGUUUCAGCCUGGUAGUUUGCUGAAUAAAAAACAAACCAUGCUGUCCCCCCCCAAGCACUCUUGUUACUUAUGGUAUCACAGCUAACUAAUGCUAUUUGUUUUCAGCCCGCUUUUAUAUGUAUUUGUGUUUUGUAAUCAUUUCACACAAUUGCAGUCAAUGAUUAAGAAAUAAAUCUUGUGGAAUUGUCUGGA
Messenger RNA from Phalacrocorax carbo (great cormorant), 4075 nucleotides. Lineage: Eukaryota; Metazoa; Chordata; Aves; Suliformes; Phalacrocoracidae. The record is from RefSeq and is a predicted model, not a curated record.